Messenger RNA from Macrosiphum euphorbiae (potato aphid), 483 nucleotides. The record is from the annotation of a GenBank genome assembly. Lineage: Eukaryota; Metazoa; Arthropoda; Insecta; Hemiptera; Aphididae.
AUGACAGAAAUGCACGACCCCGACUUACAAACUAAAUCAAGACGUGCCACUGGAAUUUUGUCAGAAAAUCUUCAUUUUGUUGCAAACGAACCAUCUUUGGCGUUUUAUCGACUUCAAGAACAUGUACGGAAAUCUGUACCUCCCAUGAUAGAAAAACGAGUACAAGUUCAAAAACUUCAUAAGGAGUUACAGGGGCACUAUUAUGAUGUGGAAUAUGCAAUAGGAGCUAUCAAUUCGAUUAAGAACUGCGAAGAACCAUUGAACAAUAUUCAAGAACAACUUAAAAAUGCUUUAUUCCUUAGUCAACAAAUCAAGUAUGAGCAUACUAGGCGUGGAAAAUCUAAAAAAGAUUCUAUGUAUAAACGGCUAUCUGCACACUUGACUACCACUCUGGACCUACCUGAAUUACCAGAAGCUAUCAGAGAUACAGCCAACAAAGUAGAAUCUAUGGUGAACAGUGCACGACAUUCUAAUAUAUAUUAA